Messenger RNA from Abrus precatorius (Indian licorice), 3086 nucleotides. RefSeq names its product YTH domain-containing protein ECT4-like. The transcript has 8 exons. Bases 395 to 2488 code for a protein of 697 amino acids. Lineage: Eukaryota; Viridiplantae; Streptophyta; Magnoliopsida; Fabales; Fabaceae. Gene Ontology annotation, cellular component: cytoplasm. The record is from RefSeq and is a predicted model, not a curated record. Gene Ontology annotation, molecular function: mRNA binding. Gene Ontology annotation, biological process: mRNA destabilization.
ACAGAGCAAGCACCCUCAACAAGUGGCAUUCUCGUUGUAUCCGAAUUCAAACAGGGGCAUUACAGUAAAUCAACAAAACCCCCCCCAAAAAAUGAAAUUAUUCGUUUAAAUAGGUGAGAAUCUGUGUUUGCAAGUCUCUUUCACACACACACACAAACAGUGUUGUUAAUUUUUAUUUUUAUUUUUCUUUCACGCACCGAAACCGCCCUUUUCAAAGGCCAAGGGCUCUUCUCCUCUUCCCUUUCUUAGGGUUUCUUGGGGGCGUCAUCGGAAUGUUCCAGAAGCCCCUUCCUUCGCCUUUUUCCCUCUCCAAUUCCAUCAUGCGACGGCGUUUCCUCCCAACCAUGCCUUGAAUUCUUCUUCUUUUCUCCCCUUCAGUGGUGGCAGUUCUGGUAUGGAAAUGCGUGAUGUUUCUGAAACUAGAAACACAGAUCCUUAUUUGAUCGAAGGUACCGAUUUAAACACACGGUUGACUAGCCCAAAUUUUGAACAAUUUGAAGUCAUGUUUAACGACGGGGCCCCUGAGUUUGUUGUUGAUCAGAACAUGUAUUACCCUGCUGCCACCAAUUAUGGCUAUUACUGUACAGGAUUUGAGUCACCCGGGGAAUGGGAGGACCACCAUAGAAUUUUUGGUAUAGAUGGUCCUGAUAUUCAGUACACGGGUGCACAAAACGAAAGUUUUCCAUAUGUAUAUUAUACACCUAGCUAUGGAUUUGCACAGUCUCCAUACAAUCCAUAUAAUCCCUAUAUUCCUGGUGCUAUGGUAGGAGUUGAUGGUCCAUUUGGAGGAGCACAGCAAUAUUACUCCCUCCCCAAUUAUCAAAACCCUGUUUCUUCACCAGCUUACAUUCCUCUUGUUGUUCAACCAAACAAUAUCCCUGAUAGUUCUGUUGACUCAUUGUUUGAUACAAGUGCUUCUGUAAGUAGACCUGAUGGAAGAGGUUUAAAACAUAAGUUCAAUUCAACUUCUGGUGCCUUUACUAGGAACUCUUCUAAACCAUUGUCAAAUCCAACAAGUUCCUUGGGUAGGGUAGCAGAAGUGCCAAAAGAUAAUACUGGGGGAAAGAAAGAUUUGAUGAAUGGGGAUGUUUCUGGCUGUGGUUUUCUUAGCUUGGCUUCAUCGCCUAUCCAUCAGGCCAGAACUGUUGAUACCUCUAUCCAUCCUUUAGAUACUAUUUCCAAUGGAAAUGUUUUGUCCCGCCAUAAUCAAUUGAAAGUAGCUCCCCCUCGUAGUAGUGGAUAUUCUGAAUAUGGAUUUAGUGCAAAUGGACAGUCUGCAGUUGCUAAAUUUCGGCCAAAGGUUCAGGUUAGUAAAGGACAGAGUGAUUUAAAUGGAAGUUCUGAUGUUUUGGGUGAGCAAAAUCGGGGCCCAAGAAUUAGUAGGUCAAAACAUCAGCUGGCUGUCAAGGCCUAUUCAAACAAAGCAGGAGAUGGCAAUACACAAGAGAACAUCAUCAUUUAUACUGAUCAGUAUAACAGGGAGGAUUUUCCUGUCAACAAUGAAAAUGCAAAGUUUUUGGUUAUAAAAUCAUACAGUGAGGAUGACGUGCAUAAGAGUAUCAAAUAUAAUGUGUGGUCAUCAACACCUCAUGGAAACAAGAAGCUGCAGAAUGCUUAUGAAGAUGCUAAGAGAAUAGCGGGUGGAAAUUCUGGAGGCUGUCCUAUCUUUCUCUUCUUUUCUGUUAAUGCAAGCGGUCAAUUUUGUGGGGUUGCUGAGAUGGUUGGUCCUGUUGACUUCAAUAAGGAUAUGGACUUUUGGCAGCAAGAUAAAUGGUGUGGGAGUUUCGCUGUAAAGUGGCACAUCAUAAAAGAUGUGCCAAAUGCAAAUUUUAGGCACAUUAUACUGGAGAACAACGAGAACAAGCCUGUAACUAAUAGCAGAGAUACACAGGAGAUAAUGUUUAGUAAAGGUUUGGAAAUGCUGAAAAUAUUCAAAAACCAUAGUUUGAAGACAUCUUUGCUUGAUGACUUUAUGUAUUAUGAAGACCGGCAAAAGAUCAUGCAGGAAGAGAAAGCCAAGUUGCGAAUAAAAAGUUUUGGAAAUCCAUUAUUGGUACCCACAUUGGAACCACCUCGGAAGUUGAAUUAUGUCAUUGACAUUCCUCUAGCCAGUGAGGAGAAGAAUUCAAAAAUGGAUGACGAGUUUGAUAACUUAAAACAGACUUCAAUUUCAAGUGUUGAUGAUGUAACUGGAAUUACAUCUCUUGAUGAAAAGGCCGAGAGAGGUGCAGCGAGGAAAGAGGAUAUUUCUUCUGUCUUAAAGAUUGGUUCAGUCACUAUUACCCCAAAACAGACGGAGACUGAACCAUCUGGGAUUAGUGUUGCUAAUAAAGAACCAAUCGAUGUUCUGACAGUAGGCUCAAUGCAAGUCAAAGUUAAUGGAUUUGCAGAGUCUUCCAGUUUUUUGAAGGUUGGGAGUAUUGCACUUGAUCCAAGAUCACUACAGCUUGACGGAGGUACUCGUGUUAAAAAUGGAUCUCACCGUUAAAGUUUGCUUGUAAAUGUCAAGGCACUAUCUGGAUCUUUGGUAAAAAAUGGAUUGAUGUCUGCCUGAUGGUAUCUUGUCUGGGAAGUUGGGUUUCUUUUCAAUCUUUAUUUUACCGCUUUCUUAUUUGCUACUAAUCGAUGAAAGGUCAUACUGAUGUCUUGAAUCUUUUGAGAGGUCCCAUUCCAAAAGCAUUUUAAGGAAGUUGUGUAACCAUUUUCGUAUUUUGUGUGUCAACGACCAAUAUCCAGGGAUGUUACUUCGUCGCAGGUUUUCGUUCACUCUAUUAUUGAACUAGCCAAAACUUCCCUGCAACCUUCGAUUUCUGUAAUUGUUCCGUAUUUCGAGAUUUUCAUUCGUCGUCUUGUUUCCUUGAAUGUAUUUUAGUUUGAUUUGAUUUGAACCAACAAAAGUUACGAUUGAAUCCAUGGAAGCUCUUCAAGAAAAUAUAAUAAUGCUGAGCCCAUCUCGGGUUCAUUUUUUUAUGUAUGUAGUGAAGUCAGUCUAGUGUUUUAUCCUUCGGUACAUAUUCAUCUGUUGAAAUUUAAGCCUGAGUCCUACAUUUUAACAAUGUAUAUAUGUCAAUGAAAACUUAUUUGAC